Molecule: messenger RNA, 1802 nt
Organism: Mytilinidion resinicola
Lineage: Eukaryota; Fungi; Ascomycota; Dothideomycetes; Mytilinidiales; Mytilinidiaceae
Product: T-complex protein 1
Exons: 4
Coding region: 18-1736 (572 amino acids)
Biological process (GO): protein folding
Cellular component (GO): chaperonin-containing T-complex
Molecular function (GO): ATP-dependent protein folding chaperone; ATP hydrolysis activity; ATP binding
Source: RefSeq, a predicted model, not a curated record
CCCCACCUACAAUCACCAUGGCAGGCAUAUUCGAGCAGCAGCGGAACGCCGGCACCCUCUUCCUUGGAGGCGAAAAGAUCAGUGGCCAGGACAUCCGCGACCAAAAUGUUCUCGCAACGACCGCAAUCGCCAACAUAGUGAAGUCCUCGUUCGGCCCCUCAGGACUGGACAAGAUGAUGGUGGACGACAUUGGCGAUGUCACCGUCACGAACGACGGCGCCACUAUUCUCAGUCUGCUCGACGUCGAGCACCCCGCUGGCAAGAUAUUAGUGGAACUGGCGCAACAGCAGGACAAGGAGGUCGGAGACGGGACCACAUCCGUGGUGAUAAUAGCGGCGGAGCUGUUGAAGCGGGCGAACGAGCUCAUGAAGAACAAAAUACAUCCCACCACCAUAAUCACAGGCUACCGGCUGGCGCUCCGCGAGGCGGUGAAAUACAUGAACGAGAAUAUUAGCAUAAAGGUGGAUACCCUGGGACGGGAGAGUCUGAUCAAUAUCGCCAAGACGUCCAUGUCGAGCAAGAUUAUCGGGUCCGAUUCAGCUUUCUUUGCCAGUCUGGUCGUGGAUGCCAUGCAGGCUGUCAAGUCUUCGAACACCAAGGGCGAGGUCAAAUACCCUGUCAAGGCCGUGAAUAUCCUCAAAGCGCACGGCAAGAGCGCUACGGAGUCGAUGUUGAUCAAGGGAUAUGCGUUGAACUGCACAGUCGCCUCCCAGGCCAUGAAGACGCGGAUUCAGGACGCCAAGAUCGCGUGUCUGGACAUAAAUCUGCAGAAAGAGAGAAUGAAGCUGGGCGUACAGAUCACUAUCGACGACCCGCAACAACUCGAGAAGAUCAGGGAGCGAGAAGCUGGAAUUGUGAUUGAUCGAGUGGAGAUGAUCCUUAAGGCUGGUGCCAACGUUGUCCUCACGACGAAAGGCAUUGACGAAUUAUGCUUGAAGAUGUUCAUUGAGAAGGGCGCUAUGGCCGUACGGAGAUGCAAAAAGGAGGAUUUGCGGAGGAUAGCUAAGGCUACGGGAGCGACACUCAUCUCCUCACUAUCGGAUUUGAACGGCGACGAGAAGUUCGAAGCUUCCUCGCUGGGACAAGCGGAGGAAGUGAUACAAGAGCGCAUUUCAGACGACGAGUGCAUUUUGGUCAAGGGCACCAAGGUCCAUUCCUCCGCCUCCAUCAUUCUCCGCGGAUCGAACGACUACCAGUUAGACGAAAUGGAGCGGUCAGUCCACGAUUCUUUAUCUGCUGUAAAGCGGACUCUGGAGAGUGGCCGCGUAGUACCCGGCGGAGGAGCGGUGGAGACGGCCCUUCAUAUCUACCUCGAGGAAUGGGCGACCUCAGUCGGCUCCCGCGAACAGUCCUCCAUCGGUGCCUUCGCCGCCGCUCUCACCGCCAUCCCCACCACUCUCGCCGUCAACGCCGCAAAAGAUGCCUCAGAACUCGUCUCCCAACUCCGCAGCCGCCACGCCCUCUCCCAAAAGACCGCCGACGACCCCGCUGCCACCAAAGACCAGAAAGCCAUCGCGCGCUCCAAGAACUACAAGAACUACGGUUUGGACCUCGUCAACGGCAAGGUCUGCGACGAGAUCAAGGCAGGCGUGCUCGAGCCCAGUAUGAGCAAGGUGAAGCAGCUGAAGAGCGCCGUCGAGGCGUGCGUGGCUAUCAUGCGGAUUGAUACGCUGAUUAAGCUGGAUCCGGAGGAGAGGGUGGUAGUAGGAAUACUGAAGAACUACGUACCUAGAUAGCUCCUAGUCGGACCUUAAUGUAAAAGUUUAGACAACGACACAUCAACGAAACACAAGCGCUUAGAC